UAUAUAAAUUGCUUUUGGCAAUUUUCAGUUUCGUGUGUACUAUGUUUUUGUAAUGUUUUGUUUUUAGUCACUGCGAUGACGUUUUUUUUAUUUAUUUAUUUUACUUUUCAAAAAGUAAACAAAUAAGAAUUUUUGAACAAUCGUUCACAUCGUGUUUAUGUUUUGCUACCCAAAUUCUGUAAUAAUUAUAAUAAAAUUUAUUUAAUAGUGAUGUGCUACCAUGGAACCAAAAGCCAAAGAAUUGAAUGAUUUACCAUCAGAUGUUCUGCUGUUGAUCUUCGAUCAGCUGAAUUUCCGAAGCCGACUCACCGCUUCAUUGGUUUGUCAUCAAUGGCAUCAGCUGGCAUUCACAACUAAAUUCCUUCAAAGCCUACGCCUAUCGCUCGACAUUCGCAACUUGGAUGGACUGGCGAGCUCCGCGGGAAUUCUACGAAAAUCCCAUCGACCGUACCGGAACAUGAGAAUUGUCUUCCAGGGAUGUAGGCAGCAAAGUUUGGACUCGAUUGUGCAACUGCUGAAACCGAUGGACGCAUUGCUAGACCUUGAAAUGGUAUUCUAUUUCUACUGUUUUCGAGAAAAGUUACAUGUCGUUCUGCAGGAGCUGCUAAGCACUCGCUCGUCUUUGACGACCAUGUCGUUCGAAAUACGCGGACGCCUAAUGAAUUGGGGCGGCUGGACGCACGACCCACUUCCGUACCAGUCAUCAGCCAUAAUCGAUGUCGAUGAAGAGCGUCAAAUCUUCCCGUCCCUAGUUAGUUUAACAAUCAAACGCAAUCCUGGCAUGUUCAAUCCGAGAUUUUUCGAAAUGCAGAUGUCACCUUCGUAUCUCACGUUUCAUUCCCCACCGGAGCCGCAAAUAAUGCCCAACUUGCGGCGUUUGACGAUGGCCUGUGAAACAGAACAGCAGCUGAGUUUGUUUUCCUGCUUAUCCGGCCAAUUGGAAGCAAUAUCGGUGGUAUUCUUUGACCCGCAUGGACAACAAAUCGAACCAUUCCUAGAACUCGACUUUCCUCACGCUAAAGAACUCAAACUGUGUACCAUAAGUCUACCUCAUUUCACUGCCCUGACUGGUUUUGUUCGGAAACUACGAAGAAUCGAAAUACUCCAUUUAGGAGAUGUACUAAUAGAUCAUGAUGUCAUUGAUGCUAUACUUCAAAACUGUACGGAGCUGCGAUUGCUUGAGCUGCAGAUGGAAUCAUUGAAUGCUGGGUGUUUGAAGCACAUUACUAUCCUGACAAACUUAGAGAAACUGAUCCUUGCUGGAAAGAAGUCAGUUAAAUAUGAAAAUUACGAAGACUAUUUUAGGGGGAGCUCUGGGCAGCUCCCGAACUGCAGGUCGCUGACUCUGCAAUCGUUCAGUUUCUUAUCAAACGAAUUCGUUUUCAGUCUUGCGCCACUAAUGUGCAACCUACAGGAGCUGCGACUGCGCGAAUGCAGAGGCAAGAACAACGUUAUAGGGCCGAUUUUCGAGCAUUUUCAAGGGCUCACUCGGUUGGAAUUUAUUAAAGUAACCCAUGGUGGGGCCCGACCGACCUGGCCGCCCAAGUUGGAUACCGUUAGGUUAAUUAACUGCGCUUGGAUAACGAGUGAUCAUCUGAUCAAGCUGGUAUUACGGUGUCCCAAGCUGAAACACUUGAAUAUCUACGGCUGCGGAACAUCGAAAGACAUGCUGCAGAAGAUUGCGGAAAUCGUUCCGGCCGGGUGCUUCGUGGAACGAACACAUAAUUUUACAACAGAUAAACAGACUUAACCAUGUGUUUAUUUAAGUUAGCUUUAGAUGUGAAUCAAUGUUUGUUAAUAUAAUUUUUAUAUUUCUCCGUA
This is a messenger RNA of Armigeres subalbatus, 1821 nucleotides long. RefSeq lists its product as uncharacterized. The transcript is spliced from 2 exons. The coding region runs from base 221 to 1750 and encodes 509 amino acids. Gene Ontology annotation, molecular function: protein binding. Lineage: Eukaryota; Metazoa; Arthropoda; Insecta; Diptera; Culicidae. The record is from RefSeq and is a predicted model, not a curated record.